Messenger RNA from Motacilla alba alba, 2317 nucleotides. RefSeq names its product CD180 molecule (gene CD180). Gene Ontology annotation, molecular function: protein binding. NCBI's taxonomy places the organism in Eukaryota, Metazoa, Chordata, Aves, Passeriformes, Motacillidae. Gene Ontology annotation, biological process: cellular response to lipopolysaccharide; positive regulation of lipopolysaccharide-mediated signaling pathway; B cell proliferation involved in immune response. Gene Ontology annotation, cellular component: extracellular matrix. The record is from RefSeq and is a predicted model, not a curated record.
AUGCACAUGGAGGGGAGUGACAGCCACCAUCCUGCUCGGAUCAGCAUCUGCAUGGUUAUGGGGCAGGGAAUUGCCAGAGCUGCAGCUCAUGCACAGUCCCAGAUUACAGAGAAUAACAGCUACACCUGGGAAGAUUUAGGAAUGAGAAAGGUUCCUAUGACUAUUGUCACAACAAAGGUCCUCAAUUUCAGCUUCAAUAUGGUCCCUUCCCUCCAGAAUUACUUCUCUGACGUGAAUUCUCUUCUCUACUUGGACAUAACAAGGUGUGAGAUCAGCUGGGUGUAUGAUAGUGCCUUUCCCAGCAACAGGCAGCUGAAGACAGUCAUUCUGACCAGAAACCUGCUCAUGUUUCUUUCUGACACAGUAUUGGCCCACAUUCCCUGGAGCAUCUUAACACAGACAGGAAUAAUAAGUAUGUUCUUUAUUCCAAUGACAAAUCUUGGCAGGUUAGGUUAUCUUAUCUUGGGCAGCAGCCACAUCUCUUCACUGCAGCUUCCUCCCAACUUUCCCACGUGAAACCUCAAACUGCAUUUUCAAAUUAACAACAUACAGGCAAUCCACAACAUAGAGGCAAUCACAGCAGAAGAUGUCCAAGCUCCACAGACCAGCAGCAAUGUAACUCUCAUCCUUAAAGGCAAUUACACACAUUGAACCUGGAUCUUUUCACAUUUCUACAGUUUGGACUUUGUGGGCUGUGCUGACAUCCCUGGGGUCCUGGUGGGGAUACAGAACUCCACAACUCAGACCUUUUGGCUGGGAACAUUUAUGGAAAAACAGCCCUGCAUAAGCCCAGAUAUUUUACAAGGCUUCUGUAGUAUCUCUGUCAAGGAUCUCUAUCUGCAGUUAUGGCACCUCAGAAAUCUAAAUGCUGACACAUUUCAGAGCUUAACCAGGCUCCAAAAGCUGGACCUAAUCCAAACCCACAUCCAUGCACUGCCCCCUGACAUCAGUGGCAUGAGCUUGCUAGAGAGGAUGGUUCUCAAUGCAAACUGCUUUGAGCAGCUCUGCAACACCGGCUCUGCUGGCUUUCCCUCCCUCACCUGCCUCCACAUCAUGGGUAACUCACAGGUUCUGCAGCCUGGCUCUGGCUGUUUGGAGAAACUGGCAAAGCUUCAACAUCUAGAUUUAAGUCAGAGUCACUUGGAAAGUUCUGAGGCUAGCAAAGCGCUGAGAGCUUUGAGCAGACUUAGUUAACAGAAUCUGAGCCACAACACACAUCUCCAUCUCCAGGACAUGCUCAUUUAGGACAGUGCUAGCCUAGAGCUGCUGGACUUACCUUUCACUCCUCUCUAUAUCCACACCUUACAGAGCCCUUUCCAAAAUCUCCAUCUCUAGCAAGUGCUAGAGAUUAUCUCCUUGUCCCACAUUAAUACUAGCAUUCAGCAUAUCUAAGGCUUGAAAAACCUCAUAUUCUUGGACCUUAGUCAAAAUAACUUUGAUUUGGGGAUCAUGCCAAAGGACAAACUGUUCCAACAACUAUCCAACUUAGAGGUGCUAAUGUUACCAUCCUCUGAACUAACAUCAAUAGGUUAGCAAGUAUUUCACAACCUCAGGAAGUUACAGGAUGUUGAUCUGAAUUACAAAAAAUUUACUGCAUUCAGCACAGAUGCAUUUUCAAAUCUCAAGGGUAUCAAUCUCAGUUGUGUCCAUAACAGGAUGCACAUUGUACCAGGUGUUCAGCUAGUUCCCCUAGAUGGCCACUUUAAAAUCAAUUUAAGCUACGACCUUCUGGACUGCUCCUGCUCUGAGAUUGAUUUAAUCACUUAGUGCAAGCAACAUCUGGAUAAAAUUGAAGACUCUGAAGGAACAAGGUGCUCUGAACCCAAAUAUCUAGCUGUUCAGCUGGCCACCAUCUCACUGUCCUGUGGGAAGGACAUGUCAGGAAUCAUUGUAGUUGUCCUGGCUGUUUUAUCCUCUAGUGCCAUCUUCAUUUGGGGUGUUCACUAUUUAAAGCAAAAUUAGCAGCAACUGUAAGUCUAGGAUGGGGACAUAGAAGAUAUCUGCAGCAACUGUAUUAAGCUGAACGACACCUCACUGGUUUUAUUUGUGACAUGUAUUUUCUUGACUUUUGUAUUAUCCUCUUUACCUGUAUUAAAACAUUUAGAAAAAAUAAUGAAAAAAUUAGAAUAAAUAAAUAAUCUUAUAGAGAAGUCCCAGUUCAACUCAAUGGUAGCCCUGUUGUACCAAAACUGUGGGUAAUGUACUUGGAAAAUCUAAUAGCCAAAAAUACAAACUUCCUUCUCUUUAAAAAAAAGAAAACCUAACCACCACCACUCCCAAAAAGGGAGAAAAAAAACCAACCAAACAUCCCAACCAA